AUGGAGGAUGUCAGAUUUGGUGUAUGGGAUUACGUGGUCCUGGCUGGAAUGCUCCUGAUCUCAGCUCUAAUUGGGAUCUACUAUGCCUGCUCUGGCGGAAAGCAGAAGACAGCGACGGAAUACCUCCUAGCUGGUCGUAACGCCAAUCCGAUACCAGUGGCUUUCUCCUUGGUGGCAGGCUUCGUUUCAGCUAUCACGGUUCUAGGUGUCCCUGCCGAGGUCUAUGCUUAUGGUGCCAGGUACUGGUUGUUUGCCGGUGCUUUCGUCGUGGCAGGAUGUAUGACGAGUCUUACCAUGCCCGUGUUUGUAAGACUGAAAGUUACCAGUGCUAAUGAGUACCUUCAACUUCGAUUUAACAGAGUCCUACGAUUGGUUGGGACUGCCAUAGCUUUUGUUACGAUGAUAUUUUACAUUGCUGUGGUGAUCUACGCCCCUGCCCUGGCCUUAAAUCAAGUAACUGGUGUUAGUCUAUGGGGAAGCGUGGUGGCAACCGGAGUUGUUUGUACAUUUUACACUACAAUAGGUGGGAUGAACGCUGUAAUAUGGACGGAUGUCUUCCAAUCAUUGGUCAUGAUGUGUGGUCUCCUAGCUGUUAUUAUUCAGGGUUCCAAUGAGAGUGGUGGUAUGGACAGUGUCUGGGAUACCUGUAGGAAUGGAGGACGGAUCAAUUUCUGGGAGUUUGAUCCAGACCCGACGAUCCGUCAUUCCUCCUGGGGCAUCGUGGUAGGGGGAGGUUUCAUCUGGGCCGCCGGGUACGGCGUAACACAAGCCCAGGUCAUGAGAUACCUCGCAUGUGGAAAAGUGAAAACUGCCUCGAUAGCAUUGGGGUUGGCAGUUGUUGGAAUGAUUAUCGUUCUUUCUUGCGCCGUACUAUCAGGACUGGUCAUGUACGCCCGAUACGCUACCUGCGAUCCUUUCAUAUCGGGCAAGGUUACGAGCGGAGAUCAGCUUAUGCCGUAUAUAGUUGUGGACCUAUUCGGGAAUACACCAGGUCUAUCUGGGUUAUUCACUGCUUCUAUACUAAGUGCUGCCAUGAGCACAGUUUCCUCUGGUCUCAACGCCCUGACAGCCAUUACUACUGAGGAUCUAGUGACGAAAGUGUUUCCACGCGUCAGAAAGAGUGAUUCCCUCUACUCUAUCGUCAGCAAAAUUGUCUUAUUUUCUUACGGUGCGAUUUGCAUUCUUCUAACGUACGUAGCUUCCCAACUUGGCAGUAUUUUGCAGCUGACGCUUAGUCUCGGUGGAAUGCUCGGCGGGCCACUUCUUGGCAUGUUUUCGCUUGGGAUGUUCUUCCCCUGGGCAAACAGCAAGGGCACUCUUGUAGGAGUCAUCGCUGGUCUUUCCUGGAGUCUUUGGGUUGGCAUAGGAACCUAUGUUGAUGGUAUUCUCUACCCCAGAGAUCCUGGCUUCCUUCCGCUCGAUGUCUCGGGUUGCCCAGCUACUCCGUCCAUGAACACGACAUCCUUGAUGACGAGCAUCACAGAGACAACUACAGAAAGGAUAACCGUAUAUCCGACAAUGCCUGCUCGAGAGACCCUUGGGAUUUAUGAGUUAUCUUAUAUUUGGCUUGGAUUCUAUAGCUUCCUAAUAACUGUUGUUCUCGGGUUAUUAUUUAGCUUCGUUACAGGACCGACGGAUCCACGCACGUUAAACCCAGCUCUGAUCAGUCCCAUCGCUGAUUGGUUCUUCUGUUGCUUACCUCCAUCUUGGAAGGAUCGAUUCAGAUGUAGGGUAGGACAGCAUUACCAAUCAGACGAAAAGGAACUUGUGAAGGAUGAACCAUUCGAGGUCAAAGGUCAGGACAAUGGAAUUGAGUCUGGAUAUGCUCUUGAUGACGACGUAUGCAACCGAAACGACGGUUCGGAAUAUGAUUCCUAUAAGUCUGAAGACAACGUUCCACCAAGUUAUGACGAGGUAUCAGACAUUCCACCCAAUGAAAAGGGAACACAAUGUAUCGGCUAUGAAGAUACAAAGCUAUAA
Lytechinus variegatus (green sea urchin) is the source of this 1980-nucleotide messenger RNA. RefSeq names its product sodium-coupled monocarboxylate transporter 1-like. The transcript is spliced from 17 exons. The record is from RefSeq and is a predicted model, not a curated record. Gene Ontology annotation, cellular component: membrane. Gene Ontology annotation, molecular function: symporter activity. Gene Ontology annotation, biological process: sodium ion transport; transmembrane transport. Bases 1 to 1980 code for a protein of 659 amino acids. NCBI's taxonomy places the organism in Eukaryota, Metazoa, Echinodermata, Echinoidea, Temnopleuroida, Toxopneustidae.